Molecule: messenger RNA, 1421 nt
Organism: Panthera uncia (snow leopard)
Lineage: Eukaryota; Metazoa; Chordata; Mammalia; Carnivora; Felidae
Gene: ATP6V1D
Product: ATPase H+ transporting V1 subunit D
Exons: 9
Coding region: 153-896 (247 amino acids)
Cellular component (GO): proton-transporting V-type ATPase complex
Molecular function (GO): proton-transporting ATPase activity, rotational mechanism
Source: RefSeq, a predicted model, not a curated record
GAAUGCGUGUGUAAGAAUUCCGGCUGCCACUUAGCAACGCGAGGAGGUCAGGUGAUACAACCAGCUGACUCCGGUAGAGGAGGUCCGUGUGGCUGUGGGUGUUGCAGCCACGAUAGCCCGGCCCAGACUCGAACCGAACUAUCAUCGUCAGAAUGUCGGGCAAAGACCGAAUUGAAAUCUUUCCCUCGCGCAUGGCACAGACCAUCAUGAAGGCUCGAUUAAAAGGAGCACAGACAGGUCGAAACCUCCUGAAGAAAAAAUCUGAUGCCUUAACUCUUCGAUUUCGACAGAUCCUAAAGAAGAUAAUAGAGACUAAAAUGUUGAUGGGUGAAGUGAUGAGAGAAGCUGCCUUUUCACUUGCAGAGGCCAAGUUCACGGCAGGGGACUUCAGCACCACAGUAAUUCAAAAUGUAAAUAAAGCCCAAGUGAAGAUUCGAGCUAAGAAAGAUAAUGUAGCAGGGGUUACUUUGCCAGUGUUUGAACAUUACCAUGAAGGAACUGACAGUUAUGAACUGACUGGUUUAGCCAGAGGUGGGGAACAAUUGGCUAAAUUAAAGAGGAAUUAUGCCAAAGCAGUGGAAUUACUGGUGGAACUGGCUUCACUUCAGACUUCCUUUGUUACUUUGGAUGAAGCUAUUAAGAUAACCAACAGGCGUGUAAAUGCCAUUGAACAUGUCAUCAUUCCCCGGAUCGAACGUACCCUUGCUUAUAUCAUCACAGAGCUGGAUGAGAGAGAGCGAGAAGAGUUCUAUAGGUUAAAGAAAAUCCAAGAGAAGAAAAAGAUUCUCAAGGAAAAAUCAGAGAAGGACUUGGAACAGCGGAGGGCAGCUGGAGAGGUGAUGGAGCCUGCUAAUCUUUUGGCUGAAGAGAAGGAUGAGGAUCUUUUGUUUGAAUAGUUUCCUGCUCUGGUUCUUUCAUAAGCCCUAACAUGGCACCAUUUUAAUUCACGGUGUGUAGGUUUGGUAUGUGUGGCUAUUUAUUUUUUGGCCUAAGAAUUUCACUGGUGGUAACAUUUCCCAGGAUGUUGGUUAUGGGGCUGCCUUUGCAAAAUCCUAAUUCAGCAACCAUUUAUAUCAUGUGAGAUUUGUAGACCUUGCCCAGGAACCUGUAGAAUUUACUCUGCAGAAAUGGUACCCUAUUCUGUUUACAUUUGUUACAAGUGCUCUGCUUACCAAGCAUAUUAGGAAAUUCCCCUUAGGAAAUAGCAGUGGCCUCAGGCCAGCUGUCACUGUAGCACCCUUUGUUCCUACCUGCUCCCUGAGAUUGCUGCAGCCAUCCUUGUGUUACCGUGGUACUUGUCUCAAGCUUUAUGAAACUUUCACUAUUUUUCCUUGCAUGACAGGUCUCUGUCUUGUCUGUCAUGGGAGUUCUGCCAAUUUUAAUGUGACUAUGGUGUAAACAGUAAAAUGAUUUAAAAAUGA